AUGGCCAGGCAACAAGACCUUGCCUUGUUGCCUGGAUAUGCUGCCAGGGAGUUCCAAGGCAGUAGAAGGCGAUCUGGAGACAAAAAAAGUUGUCGUGACAGAGCGAAUCAUAACCUGCCGCUAGCGCGCGCACAGACACGUACCUCGGACACGUAUGUGGCACAGCCUAUGGGCCAGAUGCGACGAAAGGGUCUUACGCAAUCCAGGCUAGACGCUACUCCAAGGCCUCAUCUACGGCACUCUUGGCCAGCCGACAGAGGCUUGGAAGAAGUGGGGCAGGUCAUACAAAGAUGUAUCGACCAAUCAGUGGCCCCAGGAACCUUGAAAAUAUACAAACGAGUCAAGGCCCGAUUCCUGGGGUUUGGAAGGUCCCUUAAAAUCCCCGCCUUGCAAACUCCCAAACUCAGGAACAUUUUUAUUGCUCAUCUUAUCCACGAAAGCGAGGAUCGUUCCCUAGGACGACGCAGACAUCCCGAGGCUCUACUGAGAGCGGCCAGCAGGUCUAGGAAGCCUGUCAAGCAUCGCACAAAAGCCUCAAAGGAUGACGUUGAGAAAAUCAUAGAAGUUGGUUUAACGACGGAUUCCCCAGGGCUGAUGUGCGCCGCUACCACUGUUAUGCUAGCCCUCUCGGCACUCCUGAGGGUAAGCAAAGUCAGUCAUCUUCAGUUCCAAGACUUCACCUACAAAGGGGACGGGGCUUGGGGUAUACUCAUUAAAAGACCAACAAGGACAAGGGGGGAAGUAGUGGUGGCCAAAUGGGGACUCCAGGAAACCAAGUUAUGGCAGAUUUUCUGCCGUCUCAAAAGACCACUCCUACCCCAAAAAAUUCUCUUUAGUGGCAAGGUCGGUGAAGCCCCUUCUAGGGACUUUGUAGCCAAAAACAUCACCAAAGUUGCCAAGGCAGCAGGUCUCCAACAUAAAAAGUUGACCUCGCACUCUCUCCGGGGAGGAGCGGCCACCCACGCAAUUAGACAAGGGGUGGAUUCGGGUAAAAUUAUGCUUGCAAUUCGUUGGAAAUCCUUCCAAGGCUUUAAGAGCUAUAUUGAACCCUCUCCACUGUAA
Molecule: messenger RNA, 1062 nt
Organism: Ostertagia ostertagi
Lineage: Eukaryota; Metazoa; Nematoda; Chromadorea; Rhabditida; Trichostrongylidae
Source: the annotation of a GenBank genome assembly